Protomyces lactucae-debilis is the source of this 1025-nucleotide messenger RNA. RefSeq lists its product as uncharacterized. Bases 45 to 890 code for a protein of 281 amino acids. NCBI's taxonomy places the organism in Eukaryota, Fungi, Ascomycota, Taphrinomycetes, Taphrinales, Protomycetaceae. The transcript has 2 exons. The record is from RefSeq and is a predicted model, not a curated record. Gene Ontology annotation, biological process: membrane organization; endoplasmic reticulum tubular network organization. Gene Ontology annotation, cellular component: membrane; endoplasmic reticulum.
AACGAGACCUGCACACACGACCCAUUCCCUACGGCCUUAUAGAGAUGCCUCCAAAAGCAGCUACAGCACAGCCAACAACGCUUCAGCAGAGAGUUGUUACCCUUGUUCAGCACCCGCAGUUUAUCUGGUUCGCUGGCCACUGUCUUCACCUCGCUUGCUCUUUACGUUAUCUUCUUGCCUUUGUCACAUUCAGUGCCAGCAAGCAUGGAUUAGCAUUCAAGGCGUCGUUUGUGGGUGCUCUCUUGACCUAUGGUAUCGUCACGUACAAGACGUUCUCAAACCCAAAGACGCGUGGGCCCAUUGAUUUGCAGUUGGCUCUGAAGCUCUGGACGGAUGAGAAUGUACAGUACUUUCUCCUGGCUGCCUACUGGCUCUUCAUCAGCAAGCCGAUUGUUGUGGCUCUAUUGCCUUACACAAUCUUCUCAGUGUUCCACUUCCUCACGUAUCUGCGCGCUUCAGUUGUCCCGGCAUUCGAUGAGACUGCACUACAAGAGAAUGCACAGACGACGAGUGCCCGCUUUUGUCGAAUCACCAAUUCGUGGAUCAAGCAGAACUACGAGCGCGCUAUGGCCCUUGCUGCACGUAUUGAACUGCUUGUUGUUGGUGGUCGCGUCUUGCUUGGUGUCUUGACGUGGCAAUUGCCCUUCCACACACUCGCUAUGGUUGGUGCAUUCUUGCGCUACCGCUACAGUACGUCUGCCUUUACACGCACACAAUUUUCACAGCUUGCACUGACGCUGGAUCAUGCGGUGGCUGAUCCGCGUGUACCUGCACCAGUCAAGCAAGGUUGGCAGACAAUCAGGGGUCUUGUUUCGCAGUACUUGGGCCGUAUGCCUGCCUCGGUGCCUCAAAAUGCAGGUGCCGCUAGCCAGGAACGCAAGACACAGUAGAAAGGCCUGUAGAAUGGGCUGCAGUGUAUGCUCCAUGCCCUUCUACUCUCUCACACCUUGUCUAACUCCUUCCGAUGCUUCAUAUCAAAUCUCUCAAUAGUCCAUAUCACGUGUCCCUGUCCACAAAUUUGUCGC